CAACGGCCACAUGAAUGAGAAGAGAAGACUUCAGUGGAAACCAGAAAAAGCUUUUAUGGUGUUAACUUUCCCUUUUCCUUCUCUCAAUCACUACUCUAUUUUCCAAAUUCAGUCUAGUUCCAUCUUCUUACCAGAAAGGAAUGUACGGUUGUGAUCCAUAGUUCCCAUCACAAUCGCAUCAUUACGUUGAGCGAUACUAUUCUUUUCUUUUCGAUUUUUGAUCAAUGGAGACUGUUUCGUCAGAGGAAGAGCUUGAUCAAUUGAGCGAGCGAUGUGAAUUUGACAGCUACAGUUUAAGUGCUGAUGUCAGUGAAUCGGAGAGUUCGAGUAGCUUCUCCUGCCCGCAUUACGAUCACCAAGGCGCUUCCACUUCUUUCACUUCUUCGCCGCUCACAGGACCUCAAUUCCAUGACGGUUUCAAUUCCCCGCCACCGCUUCCUAUAAUGCUGCCGGUAGUUAGUGGCAGGCACGUUACGAUUCCAACGAAGGGGGCAGUUAAACCGGAUACUGGUUUGUCUGAGGUUGAAAUGAUGAAAGAGCGAUUUGCUAAGCUUCUGCUUGGAGAAGACAUGUCAGGUAGAGGCAAUGGAGUUUGCACAGCUCUAGCCAUCUCCAAUGCCAUUACAAAUUUAUCUGCUUCUGUUUUUGGGGAGCAGUGGAAGUUAGAGCCACUAGCACAACCGAAAAAGUCCAUGUGGCACCGUGAGAUGGAAUGGCUUCUGUGUGUCAGUAAUUCCAUAGUGGAGCUUGUUCCGUCAAUGCAAGAUUUCCCAAGUGGUGCAACCUUUGAGGUUAUGGUGCCUCGGCCUCGCUCAGAUCUACAUGUAAACCUUCCAGCACUCAAGAAGCUUGAUGCCAUGUUGCUUAGCAUUCUUGAUGGGUUUUGCAAUUCAGAUUUCAGUUAUGUUGAUAGCAAGGUAAUGGUUGCUGUUGGCGAUGAAACAAAAUCAUUUCCUUUAUUUUCAUCUUCUUCAAGACUUCCAAUUAAUCAGGAAGAGAAGUGCUGGCUUCCCUUUCCCAAGGUUCCCCGGAAUGGUUUAUCUGAAGAUACAAGAAAGAGAUUACAGCAAUGUAGGGAAUGCACAAAUCAAAUACUUAAGGCUGCCAUGGCAAUUAAUAACAGUGUGUUGAGUGAGAUGGAAAUUCCAAAUGCUUACUUGGAGAGCUUGCCCAAGAGUGGGAAAGCUUGUUUGGGGGAGAAUGUAUAUAGUUAUAUAACUGCCAAUCACUUCUCUCCAGAUUGUAUUCUGGAUCACUUAGACCUGUCAUCAGAAUACUCCACUUUGGAAAUAGCAAACAGGAUAGAAGCUGCUGCACAUAUUUGGAGGAAAAAAUACCUUAAAGGCCAGACAGCGCAUUCAAGGGCUGAAAAGAGGUCAUCAUGGGGAGGCAAGGUCAAAGGCUUCGUUGGUGAAGUGCAACGAUGCAAGCUUCUAGCAAGACGGGCAGAGACCCUCCUACAUAGCCUAAGGCUGCGUUUCCCUGCCCUCCCUCAGACUACUUUGGACAUGAACAAGAUUCAAUAUAACAAGGAUGUAGGGCAUGCCAUCAUUGAGAGCUAUUCAAGGGUGACAGAAAGCUUAGCCUUCAAUAUAAUGGCAAGAAUCGACGAUCUCCUAUAUGUGGAUGAUGCCACCAGGCAACGUGCAGCAGCAGAGACAUCUUAUUUGUUCGACCAGGGAGGAAUUCCGAGACAAAAGCCACUGUCACCCAGCCCUUUUUCUUUUCAACGUAGUCCUUCAGCCUCUCAAUUUGACUCUUCCUAUAAAAAAAUAAGAAUCCCAAGUGGAAAGACGCAUCGGCUUGCCAAGAGCAAGUUAAAGGACUCGCCAAUUCAAACAUUGCAGAAACUAACUUUCUAAUUUGAAGGAAAAAAUAGUCCAUAGCUCAAGAAGAAUCUAGUAAUGCUUGUGAACCAGGUGUAGAUAGCUUGAUCUACUCAGGGCAGGAGAAAGCUAGUUUUGUAAUUCUGAUACGUAGUGAAGGUAGAUAGGACAGAUGGUGUUGUUUAAUUCCUUCACAAGCAGAUUGAGAACAUGCCUGGGAACUCUCAAUAUACUUUUUCAUCAUAGUCUAGUUGCAUAAACACAUUUUGCUUAAUUGUUUUCUUUAGAUGUGUAGAGUCUUCAAUAGAAGUCACAGAACAACUGCUUCAAGUUAUUGUAUUUGUAAUUUCAGUAGCAAAUACAUGUCUCAUCAAUAUCUCAACUCCAAAAA
Messenger RNA from Jatropha curcas, 2217 nucleotides. RefSeq names its product rop guanine nucleotide exchange factor 1. Gene Ontology annotation, molecular function: guanyl-nucleotide exchange factor activity. The record is from RefSeq and is a predicted model, not a curated record. NCBI's taxonomy places the organism in Eukaryota, Viridiplantae, Streptophyta, Magnoliopsida, Malpighiales, Euphorbiaceae.